AUGUUAGACCCAGGAAUAUUGCCAUACUAUGACCCGACGGUGGAUAGAAAAAUUGCAGUUGUAACUGGCGGAAAUACAGGUAUUGGCUGGUAUACUGUCUUACAUCUGUAUUUACAUGGAUUUGUCGUUUACAUUUGUGGGAGAAACUCUCACAAGAUUUCGAAGGCAACGCAAGAGAUACUCGCGGAAGCAAAGAAAAGAUGUCAUAAAGACGACAACGGUUCAAAUUCGAGCUCAGGGUCAGGCCCAAGUAUUCAGCGUCUAGGAACACUACAUUACAUACAUUUGGAUUUGACAGACUUGAAAUGUGUGGAGAGGGCGUCACUGAAAAUUUUAAAGCUGGAAGACCAUAUAGACGUGCUUAUUAAUAAUGCAGGUAUUAUGGCGGUGCCACUAGAAAUGACAAAGGACCGAUUUGAAGUGCAACUACAAACCAAUUAUAUUUCGCACUUUCUUUUCACGAUGAGAUUACUGCCUUUACUACGCCAUUGUCAUGGCAGAGUGAUUUCUCUGUCUUCAGUAGGUCAUCACCUUGAGUUCAUGUAUUGGAGCCUAAGUAAAACGUGGGAUUACAAGCCCAACAUGCUUUUCACAUGGUUUAGGUAUGCAAUGAGCAAAACGGCUCUGAUUCAAUGCACGAAAAUGUUGGCCAUCAAAUACCCAGAUGUUCUUUGUCUGUCGGUUCAUCCGGGUCUGGUGAUGAACACAAACUUAUUCAGUUACUGGACGAGAUUGCCCAUUGUUGGUAUUUUCUUUUGGCUGUUGUUCCAGGUUGUGGGGUUCUUUUUCGGCGUAUCUAACGAACAAGGCUCGCUAGCCUCUUUAAAGUGUGCAUUGGACCCACACCUAUCUGUUGAAACAGAUAACGGGAAGUAUUUCACCACGGGGGGUAAAGAAUCCAAGUCGAGUUAUGUUUCUAAUAAUGUAGACGAAGCAGCAUCUACUUGGAUCUGGACUGUUCACCAACUAAGAGACCGCGGAUUUGAAGUAUAA
Saccharomyces mikatae IFO 1815 is the source of this 993-nucleotide messenger RNA. It is a transcript of the gene ENV9, whose product is annotated as Env9p. The coding region runs from base 1 to 993 and encodes 330 amino acids. Lineage: Eukaryota; Fungi; Ascomycota; Saccharomycetes; Saccharomycetales; Saccharomycetaceae. The record is from RefSeq and is a predicted model, not a curated record. The transcript has a single exon.